GCGGCUGGCGGCGAGAGGCGCUGCAGGGGACGCGGGGGAAGCGGCCGCACUGGCAGCUGACGGCCGGGACUGCGCCCAGGGCUGGAGCCCGAGCCCCUGGAGGUUGAUUGACUUAUGUGCAAUUUGGGAGCCUGGAGUUUUCCUUCCCUCUGCAAACUGGAACAGAGCCUCUGCUGGUGUUGCGAAGAGCAGUCUGAAUGAGGCAGAGAAGCUGAACUCUGACCGGGAGGCCCACCUAGAGCGGCACAAGGCAGUGAGAGCCCGUGGGCUGGGGAGCAGGGAACAGGGCCUGGUGCUGAGGAUGACCAGGAAGCAGGCACCACCCUGGGUCCACACAGCCCUCAUCUUCUUCCUCCUCAGCCUUGGUGGGGCCAUCGAGAUUCCAAUGGAUCUGACCCAGCCCCCAACUAUCACCAAGCAGUCAGUGAAGGACCACAUCGUGGACCCCCGUGAUAACAUCCUGAUCGAGUGUGAAGCCAAAGGGAACCCUGCCCCCAGUUUCCACUGGACUCGCAACAGCAGAUUUUUCAACAUUGCCAAGGACCCACGAGUGUCCAUGAGGAGAAGGUCUGGAACCCUGGUGAUUGACUUCCGCAGCGGUGGGCGACCUGAGGAAUAUGAGGGGGAGUAUCAGUGCUUCGCCCGCAACAAAUUUGGCACUGCAUUGAGCAAUCGGAUCCGCCUACAGGUGUCCAAAUCUCCCCUGUGGCCCAAGGAAAACCUGGACCCUGUUGUAGUUCAAGAAGGUGCCCCCUUGACAUUGCAAUGCAACCCUCCACCUGGCCUCCCAUCCCCAGUCAUCUUCUGGAUGAGUAGCUCCAUGGAGCCCAUCAGCCAGGACAAGCGUGUCUCCCAGGGCCAUAACGGGGACCUGUACUUCUCUAACGUCAUGCUGCAAGACAUGCAGACUGACUACAGCUGCAAUGCCCGCUUCCACUUCACCCACACCAUCCAGCAGAAGAACCCCUUCACCCUCAAGGUCCUCACCACCCGAGGAGUUGCAGAAAGAACACCCAGCUUCAUGUAUCCCCAGGGCACCUCAAGCAGUCAGAUGGUGCUUCGUGGCAUGGACCUCCUGUUGGAGUGCAUCGCCUCUGGGGUCCCAACACCAGACAUCGCAUGGUACAAGAAAGGUGGGGACCUCCCAUCUGACAAAGCCAAGUUUGAGAACUUUAACAAGGCUCUGCGUAUCACCAAUGUCUCUGAAGAAGACUCAGGGGAGUAUUUCUGCCUGGCCUCCAACAAGAUGGGCAGCAUCCGGCACACGAUCUCGGUGAGAGUAAAGGCUGCUCCUUAUUGGCUAGAUGAGCCCAAGAACCUGAUCCUGGCUCCAGGAGAGGAUGGGAGGCUGGUGUGCCGGGCCAACGGGAACCCUAAACCCACUGUCCAGUGGAUGGUGAAUGGGGAACCUUUGCAAUCGGCACCACCCAACCCAAACCGUGAGGUGGCCGGAGACACCAUCAUCUUCCGGGACACCCAGAUCAGCAGCAGGGCAGUGUACCAGUGCAACACAUCCAAUGAGCAUGGCUACCUGCUGGCCAAUGCCUUCGUCAGUGUGUUGGAUGUGCCUCCUCGGAUGCUGUCACCCCGGAACCAGCUCAUCAGAGUGAUCCUUUACAACCGGACACGACUGGACUGCCCAUUCUUUGGGUCUCCCAUUCCCACACUCCGAUGGUUUAAGAAUGGACAAGGAAGCAACCUGGAUGGUGGCAACUACCACGUCUAUGAAAAUGGCAGUCUGGAAAUCAAGAUGAUCCGUAAAGAGGACCAAGGCAUCUACACCUGUGUGGCCACUAACAUCCUGGGCAAGGCUGAAAACCAAGUUCGCCUGGAGGUCAAAGACCCCACCAGGAUCUAUCGGAUGCCUGAGGACCAGGUAGCCAAGAGGGGCACCACAGUGCAGCUUGAGUGUCGUGUGAAGCAUGACCCUUCCUUGAAACUUACGGUCUCUUGGCUGAAGGAUGAUGAGCCACUCUAUAUUGGAAACAGGAUGAAGAAAGAAGAUGAUUCCCUGACCAUCUUUGGCGUGGCAGAACGGGACCAAGGCAGUUACACAUGCAUGGCUAGCACCGAGCUGGACCAAGACCUGGCCAAGGCCUAUCUCACUGUUCUAGCUGAUCAGGCCACUCCAACUAACCGUUUGGCUGCCCUACCCAAAGGGCGGCCAGAUCGACCCAGGGACCUGGAGCUCACUGACCUGGCUGAAAGGAGUGUGAGGUUGACCUGGAUCCCAGGGGACGACAACAACAGCCCCAUCACAGACUACGUCAUCCAGUUUGAAGAGGACCAAUUCCAGCCAGGGAUCUGGCAUGACCAUUCCAAGUUCCCAGGCAGUGUCAACUCAGCUGUCCUCCAGCUGUCCCCAUAUGUCAACUAUCAAUUCCGAGUCAUUGCUGUCAAUGAGGUUGGGAGUAGCCACCCCAGCCUCCCAUCUGAGCGCUACCGAACCAGUGGGGCACCUCCGGAGUCCAAUCCCAGCGAUGUGAAGGGAGAGGGGACAAGAAAGAACAACAUGGAGAUCACAUGGACGCCCAUGAAUGCCACGUCUGCCUUUGGCCCCAACCUGCGCUACAUUGUCAAGUGGCGUCGGAGAGAGACUCGAGAGACCUGGAACAACGUGACCGUGUGGGGCUCUCGUUACGUGGUGGGGCAGACCCCUGUCUACGUGCCCUAUGAGAUUCGUGUCCAGGCCGAAAAUGACUUUGGGAAGGGCCCUGAGCCUGACACUGUCAUUGGGUACUCAGGAGAAGAUUAUCCCAGGGCUGCACCCACCGAAGUUAAAGUCCGAGUCAUGAACAGCACAGCCAUCAGCCUUCAGUGGAACCGAGUCUACUCUGACACGGUCCAGGGCCAGCUCAGAGAGUAUCGAGCCUACUACUGGAGGGAAAGCAGCUUGCUGAAGAACCUGUGGGUGUCUCAGAAGAGACAGCAAGCCAGCUUCCCUGGUGACCGCCCCCGGGGAGUGGUGGCCCACCUCUUCCCCUACAGUAACUACAAGCUGGAGAUGGUUGUGGUCAAUGGGAGAGGCGAUGGGCCUCGCAGCGAAACCAAGGAGUUCACCACCCCAGAAGGAGUACCCAGUGCCCCCAGGCGUUUCAGAGUCCGGCAGCCGAACCUGGAGACCAUCAACCUGGAGUGGGAUCACCCAGAACACCCCAAUGGGAUCCUGAUUGGAUACACUCUCAAAUAUGUUGCCUUUAAUGGAACCAAAGUGGGAAAGCAGAUGGUGGAAAACUUCUCUCCCAAUCAGACCAAGUUCUCCAUGCAGAGAGCAGACCCUGUGUCACGCUACCGCUUCACCCUCAGCGCCAGGACGCAGGUGGGCUCUGGGGAAGCAAUCACAGAGGAGUCUCCAGCACCUCCGAAUGAAGCCACUCCAACUGCAGCUCCUCCCACGUUGCCCCAGACUACUGUGGGUGCCACAGGCCUUGUGAGUAGUACCGAUGCUACUGCUCUUGCUGCUACCAGUGAAGCCACAACAGUCCCCACCAUCCCACCUGUCGUACCUACUACCAUCGCCACCACCGUCGCCACUACUACUACAACCACUGCUGCUACCACCACCACCACCACCACCACCACGGAGAGCCCUCCCACCACCACCAGGACUAAGAUUCCAGAAACCGCCCCCGGUGAGCAGUCCAUUUGGAACGUCACGGUGCUCCCCAACAGUAAAUGGGCCAACAUCACCUGGAAGCACAAUUUCAGGCCCGGAACUGACUUUGUGGUUGAGUACAUCGACAGCAAUCAUACGAAAAAAACUAUCCCUGUUAAGGCCCAGGCACAGCCUAUACAGCUGACAGACCUCUAUCCCGGGAUGACGUACACAUUGCGGGUAUAUUCCCGGGACAACGAGGGCAUCAGCAGUACCGUCAUCACCUUUAUGACCAGUACAGCUUACACCAAUAACCAGGCCGACAUCGCCACCCAGGGCUGGUUCAUCGGGCUCAUGUGCGCCAUCGCCCUCCUGGUGCUGAUCCUGCUCAUCGUCUGCUUCAUCAAAAGGAGCCGCGGGGGCAAGUACCCAGUGCGAGAAAAGAAGGAUGUUCCCCUGGGCCCUGAAGACCCUAAAGAAGAGGAUGGCUCAUUUGACUACAGUGAUGAGGACAACAAGCCCUUGCAGGGCAGCCAGACAUCCCUGGACGGUACCAUCAAACAGCAGGAGAGUGAUGACAGCCUGGUGGACUACGGCGAAGGCGGCGAGGGCCAGUUCAACGAGGACGGCUCCUUCAUCGGCCAGUACACAGUCAAAAAGGACAAGGAAGAAACAGAGGGCAAUGAGAGCUCAGAGGCCACGUCACCCGUCAAUGCCAUCUAUUCACUGGCCUGAUGGAGCACCCCAGGCACAGCGCUACUUUGCAAGUAGGAGGGAAAGGGGGAGACGAAGCCGCUGCAGACCUACCACAAAGCCUCAACCACCUUCAGGGACAAGGGUACAAUAUGGGGGGUCUGCCAAGCUAUGAGGACCAGUGACCACCCAGCAACCCACAAGCCCCUCUCAGUGAUGUCCCUACCGGUGCCACUGGUAUGGGAGAGCUAGAGAUGUGCUCACUGGAGGGAGCCCUGGUCCCUUGUCCUGUCUCACAGCCACCCUGAGCACCCAGCCACACUGGCCGUCCUUGACUUCGGCCAGUACACAUUUGCCCAUGUCUAUUGGUUACAGUACUUUUGUCUUCAUUUUUACUUUGUGCACCUUCUCCUUCACACCCAAUAUCUCCAUUUUUCUUUUACUUUUUGAAGCAAUGUCCCUGGAAAAAUAUGUGGGCUCUCUCCCAGGAAACCACAAAGAUAGGCAAAAAGGAUUGAUUCAUAACACAACAUGCAGAAAAGCUGUAGUAUUCAAGCUGCCUCCGGGCCAGUGUGUUUCAGAAGGAUGCCUUUCUUGCCAUAUGCCUCCCCACCCCCACCCUCUACCCAUCUGCCUCGGCCUUGUCCGCACUGAGUUGGGCUUGGCUCCUCUCUGGGAAAUGACAGUAUUUUUGGCAGGGAGAAGGUGGGCAGGACUCCUUGCCACACUCUGGUUUGGUUGGGAGGGGAGUUUACCUCUUGUUCUUCGUUCUUACCCUGUCCCCACCGCCAGAGAUUCUGAAAAUGAGCUGUGUUGACUGCAGAUGGUAAGGAAAAAGCAUGGGUACUGAUGGAAAGGACUUGUCCCGAGGUAACUGAGCACACCUCUGGAGAGAAGAAAGAGCCAGCUUUGUAACUUCUUCCUCCCUGGCAGUUAAACCCAGGGUGGAGGAGAGAGGACUGCACCUGCCCAACUGGUCAGGGUCUCUGCUGCUACCUUCAAAGAGCUGGAACCCUGUGAUACAGCCUGGCUGGUAUAUUUGGGGAAAACAGUACUAUACCCCUUCCAUCCUCUCCUUGCUCAAUUGUGUCUGACAUUGACUUGCGUGUGACUUGGUAUAUGGAUGGGGAUCUGCUGCCCCCAGACUGAGCCUGUCUGUCCUUUCAUUAGGGUACAUACAUAUCGGGACCACCAGGUGCACCAUAUUAACAGUGCUGUGAUGCCCCUGCAUGAAAGGACGCAAUGCUCUUCGUAUGCCUUAUGCAGCUCUGAUCUACCCCUGCAGUUCCCAGCUCCUUAGCCCCACCCUGCAAGCCUCAAUGCCUCCAGUGAUGUGUGUCUCGAGACUGGGGCAGCCUAUGCAAGUGUCCUCUCGGACGGGAAGCAGUCACUCCACACCCGCCCUUAGCCUACCACCCUAAUGAAGACACUCACAGGCCUGCAGUUCUCAGCCUGAAGGUGCUGCCUUCACCCCCCACCUAAUCCACUUUUGAAACCAAAGGUACCUAGCCUCAGUGACACAAAGAGAGGGGAGACCUUCAGCCAGUGUCACCCUGUAACUGUGUCUGCAGCCUGAGGCUGUUGCGGGAAGGUAAGGCUGACCACUAAGAAUGGAUCACUUGCCACUUGAUGUGGCCUCCAAUUUGAGCCUCCAGCCUGGGCAGGACUAGGGCUGUGCCCUUCAGGAACUCUCCUAAAGCAUCAUUUGCCACAUGUUUAAGCCACAAAGGUAUUAGCAACGCUUGCAUCACUUAAUAAGAACUCAGUUGAACAUCAUGCCCAUAGACACACUCUGCAGGUAAGAAACCAUAGCCCAGAGCUGAGCCAAUGACGUUUGAUCCUGAGAGUAUGUUAUGGUCCUUUGGCCCAAGCCAUGGCCAGUGCUGCUGUCUGGAGGCCUGAGGGGCAGCUCUCAUUGUGAAAGGGGACAGGGUAAACAUCAGAAGGCUGGGAGGAGGCUCAGGGUCUCCUCCCCUGGCUCCUUCUGGCACCUGCUUGAAUGCAGCUAGGCAUUACUGCAGUGUAGGCCUGAGAGGAAAGCUGGAGAAGUGAGGUGAAGUAAAGAAAACAUUUUGGAUCAGGACAGAGUGGUCAGUCGGUCAGGCAUCAUUCACACUGCACCGUCCAGUAGUUAACCUGUUGUACUGACAGCAGGAGGAAAGACCUAUGAGAUCGUAGACCUUUCUCUGCCACAGACAGCCUGGGAAGGGCUGCGUUGGUCUUGAGGGUCUAGGGGAGAAGUGAAUCCUUAAGCUGUCUUUGUGCCUCAUUCUAGAGUCCUACUAUACUCAGUACCCUCCUCCUUCAUGUAUGAAGAGAAGGCUGUUAACCCCUCUCACGGGCUGUUGUUUUGUGGGUGCUGAUAGAGGCCCCAAACACUACAUUAUUACAGCUGUCCAGGCAAGAGCAGAUCUGGGGCUGGAAAACCAACUUCUAAGCAGAAGUGGUAGGUGCCCAGACAGACCAGGCUGAGAUAUGAGGUCAUGGAGUAGAGGAGGUAGCUUCCUCUGAGAAGAGGAGAGGUCACUUUCCACAGAGCCUGCCAGAAUCUACCCCAGCUCAACUGGAGAGCAGUAUUUCCCAGCGUUCCCUGCCAUCUGGAUCUCAAACAGCCACCUCAAAGUGAGGCUAGGAGAAAGCAGUCCUGCUAGUGUUUCUGCCCAUCUGCUGGUGGCAGAGGCAGGGUGCAGGUCAUCGUGCAGUGACUCUGCACGUUCCCUGGGCUAGGCUGCCAUGUGCCUACCCAUAAGUGUUGUGGCUGCCUGCGCCCUCACUGUUCAUUUGCCCAUUUAUCAAAUACUCUUGAGCAUCUAGUCUGGACCAAGGCUUGAGCCUUGAAUGCUGUGUGUGUGAGAUCAAAUGUGGUCCCUGCCCCCACGGGGCUAAUGUUACUGGAAAUGGGUAACUGAGUUACUGGAACACAGUGACCAUUAAGUUGGAAGCAUUGUGUCCUCUGUUGUUUAAGCUACUGAUUGUGCCAAGCUGGAAGGGAGAAGCUUCCAAGGAAGAUGUGGUCCAUCUGGCCAGCAAAUCUGGGCAGGACAUGGCAGUCAAGAUAAGUGGGGUUAAACAACCAGCUCUUGGAGCCUCUUUAACACCUUUUCAGGAUGUCUGUCUUCCCCCAUUCAGCCCUUCUUUGAAUACCCCUGUUCAGAGGGAAAUAAACCCACAGGUCAGGCAAGGAUCCCACCUUGCCUGCAAUAUGGUAAACAGGACCCAUCUGUCCCUGGUGCAGAGAAAACUGAGUUUACACUAAAGGGAAAGCCAGGUUGACUCCCACCAUUGCCCAUUUCCUUUGCCCUCAGAGGUAGGAGUAGAAGGGGCCACUGCUCCAAGAAAGGUCUAGAAGUGACUGCUGGGCCAAGAGUCAGCCAGUGAGCCAGUGAGACCCACACAGGAAAUCAGCAGCUCAGACAGAAAGCAUGUUGCUAGUUUCCCUGGCCAUAGCCAGCACUACAAAGGGAGUGAAAAACUGAUCCAUGGAUGUCUGUAGGGUUUCCAGCUAAGGGACAACCUCCCCACCUACCACACCAAUACAUACACAUGCACAGAGCAUACUGUGGCCCUAUUGCAGAACAGUGCUUCCAGCAGGGAACAAUCCAGAUCAUGACAUCAUCUUACAGAGCAUGUGUCUAUAUCUGGGCUCACGAGAGAAGAACUGCUAAGGGUUGGAGGGUGGGGAGGGACUUGAUGGAGGAAGAGAGGCAACCCUGGGUACGUAGAAGACAGUCAUCUGGAGAAGAAAAGAGACCUGAGCUCCUCCUGGCACCGGGCUGAGCCCAGCUACUCUAGAUCCCCCCACUCCCCAACAGUCUUUUGAUGGGGAAGCAGGGUUCAACAUUAGUUUCCCUUGGCAUUUAUGAGGCCACUUCACUGUCACUUCCUGGGCCUUUCAAUGGGCCUUUUAUGGCCUUCUUGGGACUCAGUUCUCAGCAGAAAAGUAGCAGACUGCUAGAAUGCCUGUCCAAGCCAGGCAUAGUGGCACACGCCUUUAAUCCCAGCACUUGGGAGGCAGAGGCAGGUGGAUCU
Molecule: messenger RNA, 8317 nt
Organism: Nannospalax galili (Upper Galilee mountains blind mole rat)
Lineage: Eukaryota; Metazoa; Chordata; Mammalia; Rodentia; Spalacidae
Gene: Nfasc
Product: neurofascin
Exons: 31
Coding region: 302-4330 (1342 amino acids)
Biological process (GO): cell-cell adhesion; brain development
Molecular function (GO): cell-cell adhesion mediator activity
Source: RefSeq, a predicted model, not a curated record